Messenger RNA from Columba livia (rock pigeon), 11174 nucleotides. It is a transcript of the gene ADGRF5, whose product is annotated as adhesion G protein-coupled receptor F5. The transcript has 22 exons. Gene Ontology annotation, molecular function: G protein-coupled receptor activity. NCBI's taxonomy places the organism in Eukaryota, Metazoa, Chordata, Aves, Columbiformes, Columbidae. Gene Ontology annotation, cellular component: cytoplasmic vesicle; membrane. The record is from RefSeq and is a predicted model, not a curated record. Bases 5805 to 9869 code for a protein of 1354 amino acids. Gene Ontology annotation, biological process: regulation of lipid metabolic process; fat cell differentiation; energy reserve metabolic process.
GUUGAGUAACUGUCUCAUUGUGAGCAAAGGAGUAAAACCACAGAACUACCUGCUUUUACAAUGAGGCUUGUCAAACCUCUGAAGGAGAAUAUAGGAGGCUGACCACACAGGGGGAUCAUAGCCUCAGUGACCCAGGACGUGUCUUACAGCCCUAGGAGAAGGCCAAGAGCUGAGGCCAUGGACUAAUACUCACCUCACAAAAAACUCUGCUGGUUGACAAUAUCUUGCAGCUACAGAAUUGUUUGUUAUUCUCCUCCCAUUGAUGCCAAAGGUGUGCUCAUCUCUACUUCAGCUCAAGAGGGCCCACGUUCCUGGACACAGAAUAUAGAAGUUUCAGCCAAUGGAAAUGAAAUGCCUCUUUCUAGGAUGGCUGUGUGAGGAUGGAUAACUCUGUAUUAUAGCACAGAAAUACUUGUUUCAGUUUACACUUCUUGAUUCAUAAUCCCUCAGCAAAGAAGCCACACCAGGGUGGGUGCCUCUUGAGUUCCUGUCAUCAGUUAUUUAUAGACAUUGACAAGAUCCCCCUGUGCCUUUCCUUUUCCAGGCUAAAUAGUCCCAGCUCCCUCAGCCUCUCCUGGCAUGACAGAUAUUACAGCCCCUUAAUCAUCUUUGAGGUCCUUUCUGGACUCACUCACUCCAGUAUGUCUAUGUCUCUCUCAUACUGGGCAGCUUGGGAACUGGACACUGUGUUUCAGACAUAUCCAGAACCAGGAAAUCUUAUAAUUAACUCUGAUAUCAAAUGAAAAAUGUUCCAAAGACUCUAGAAAGAAGACAACGCUGGGAAUGCUGCCAGAUGUGUCUACCUGUAAGAGACAAGAGAGUGGAAAUCUGAGAGUCAAACAGAAGGAAUAAGGUGGAAUAAGUCCGGUCCUGCUGAGUGAAUAGGUCACCUGAGCUGAGGAACCCAAGUAACAAGCCACAGGGCUGUGAGAGUCUCUAGAACCAGUCUGGCCAUCAGGCAUGAGGUACCAAGCCCUGCUGCAAGGGACAUGCAGCAUGUCCACUACAUAUUACUUCUGGGUCUGGUACAACCCAGGUGCCUCUGCACCACGUUACACUGGUAAGGUCAUCAAAGCCAUAAGCUACAUGGGCAUCAUCUCCCUGACAAAGAUGGAGAUAUGUACUCUGCAGAAAGUUAGCCUUCAGUAGUCCUUCCCUGUCCAAACACAGUGAAAUGUCUCUAAGGGCUGGUGAACUUUGUUGCCUAGUCCCAUGAAAGAGGCAGGCCAGAGGUCUAGCGCUGGUGCGGUACCUUCCCAGACAGGUUUGCUGUGCAGCUAACCAGCAACCGGGACAGUGCUGAUGUCUUGCCAAAUGUGGCAAGCUGUUUCACACCUUCCUCCUUCCCUGAAUUGCCGCUUAGCCAAUAGCUAUCACAAUUAAUGCUUAUUCAUGUCCGAAUACCCUCACUGAUCCAGCAGGUUGCUGUUUUCCACUGACAAGCAGCAAGUCUAACUGUGAACUGUUCCGGCAGGGCUAGAAUGAUGUACUUAACCAUGGUAUUUCAAAAUGAUCAUGGAAAGUUCUGUUGGCUGCUCUUAGAACAUUAGAACUGCUUGAAGGAUGUCAUAGUUUGGCCGUUCAGCUGGACAGUAUUUUCCGUACUCUCAGUUGUCUGACUGACUGGUUCCUAUUCCUAUUCCAGCUACUGUGCCUCGCAAUCAGAUUUGCGGAGUUAUUUUCUUCUCGUAGGAAGCCCUGCUUGGUCAUGGUAUGAACUGAGCCUGAUCUGCAGAUAGCUAGGACUAAGUUAUUUUAAUUUUCCAUGUACACUGUUUGAGUAUGUCAAAAGGUCAUCAACAAUUCAUAGGAAGGCUUACAGAGGAAUAGAGGAAUUUAAAGUCAUAAAGUCAACAAGGAAAUGUUCAUGCUUCAUAAGCAAGGAUGGAAAAUGUGACUUGAUGUAGAAGAGAGUGUGAACCAGACUCUUUCUAUGGAAUAUCAUUUAGGGAAAACCUUUGACAAGGCUGUAGACACAGUUCAGCUCCUCUGUGCUUAAACCAGUGGGAAUGUUGUGCUGGAGUGGUCCAGAAAGAAAUUUUGGAACUUGUCAAAGAUGGAUAUAGCAGAGUCCAAACACAGCUCUGAGUACACAGUUUGAUGGUCUUGCAUGUCUCCUCUGAAGGCCUUUGAACUCAUUCAUUGCACAGAAAUUGAAGCAGUGUAGAGAAACAGGAAGAGGUCAAUAAACUACCUACCUCGUGCCCCAUCACCACAAACACACAAAGGGGCAGAGACAAGGACUCUUUUCCAUGUCAGCAAUUUUAUAGUUUCUUCUUAUAAACCUCCACUGAAGAGAACUUUGCAGCUGCCCUGAGAAGCCUAAUUCAGUGCUUCUAACCUUUACAGUUACACAUUUUACAUAUUCGCCAAUAUAUUUAUCUUUACUUCAGAUUGUCCAAUUUCACAGCAUCCUUCAUCUAGCUGUCGUGAACAUUUAUGUCGGUCCUUUACCAAGUGACAGACCGUUAUCGUGUCCUUACCCGAGUCUUGUCCUAUCUAAACCAAACAACCUCCAAUCUCUCGACAAGGUCGUGGUUUGCUCAUGUCUUUGCAUUCAUGUGGCUCUCCUUUGGAUGCUCUCCAACACAUCAACAUCCAGACACACCUCUCCAGCCAAGGCAUUAACAGCAUCAAGUAGAGUACUUUUGUUACCUUCCAGGUCUUAAAUUAAAAAAAUACUUGUUAAUAAACUUCAGAAUGAGAUUAGCCUUAUUUUCAAUAACAUCAGCUGAGAGGAGUUAGGUAGCAAUUUGCUAGGACUCCCUCCGGAUUAUUUUCUGCAAGACUAGAGCAGGCAAAACAAUAUAAAAUCAUGUGAGAGAGAUAAUAAAUGAAGCACCAGAAAUUGACAUAUUCACCUCAAAACCUUUAGUCUCAAAGUAAUCUAACUGUUAAUUCCAAUAUUCUCAGGAUACACUCUGUCCUCCCAUUUCUGAAACAUAUCUCUCUGAGAGGCUGACUAUGCAAAAUUCAGACUCAAUAAGAACAGCAAAUGGUGUAAGAACCUGCAGUGUUGCAUGCAGCUUCUGAGAGGGUUUACUAUCUUUUUCUGAGUUUGGGAUACAAGUGACAAUGGGAUUUGAUUACACAAGUUGCCCAGGUUAGAUUCUAGGGAUGAGACUGAAGUGUUAAAAGCCAGGACUGGAAUAAAGAUGGGUGAAUCAAGAGGGCUGUAUCUUGUUAAACUUCGUUUCUAAGUUGUUUCCACAUUUGCUUUGAACAGAAUCUCUGAGGUUGCACCUGUGUGGGAAGAUUACCCUGGUCUAUUUUGUUCACACAAGGUGAAAUAUGUUCUCGUGUUUUUGUAGUGGCACAUUUCCAGUGAAUUACAGGGUCAGUGCAGCUCUGCCUUGUUUUGGAUGAGUGCUGCUUGUUCAGAGCAGGCGUCCUCUAAAACACUUUUUUCUUGCUUUCUUGAGCCUGUGAUUGCUCUCUAAGUGCAGUCUCAGAUGCUGAAACUUAAAGUGUUCUGGGGUUGAAGCUUUAAAAGUUUAAAAUCCAGGAAGUUCACAGUUUCUGGUGACAUGACAGUAAAUGAUGAAUGCACACAGGAAAAAACAGCAGGAUGAUCAGGACAUUUCCCUGUGCUCACAUACUAAGUUGAUUACAUACCUAAUGCUCUGACACUGUGUAAUUUUCAGAUUCUUCUGCAAAGCAAACCAAGAUUUCUCAUCUGACAAUCCAGCGUCUGGAGCAGAAACCAUCUUUUAAGGAAUCUUUUCACCUUGCUGGCAUUCUUUCCCAUUCUGCCUGCAGAGAGAAAGGUGGUUGCAUUUAGUGCUGUAGAUGUAGCCUCGUUUUUCUUCUUGUUCAGGUUCCUGAACCAAACUGAUGUCACUGCAACAGUGGGAACAAACUCUAGGGACAAUGAGGGCAUCAAUCACGCCAAUUUCAUCACCUCAAAACUGCUGAAGAAAGGCAGGCUGAGGGCUGAUUCACCACAUUGUGGGGAGGAGCAGGUGACCAGGUUUGCAGAAAAAGGAGCAGGAAUAGGCUGUAUUGCUGCCAAGGACAAUGCAACCUCCAGUUGGCUCACUGGAGAGAAGUUUAAAAUUACAUAUUGUGAUGUCCUCAGUAUCAUUAGUAAUUGCCGGCACCUGCAAAGGCUGCAAGGCAAACUUUUCUAAACAUGUGUUUUGCUUUCUAUGAAUCACACCUGGCAGGAAGCAAAAUGCUGUGACAUGUCUUAGAGCUUUUAGAAAUGGAGCAACCAACACACCACAGACAGCUGAUAGAGGAUUCAAGACCUGGCCCAAGCUCACUGUGGCGCAAAAACGACCACUACUACUCUAGUCAGUUAACACCGAAGGUAACCCAAACUAUGCCCAAUGCUGCUGUGACAGCUGUCACUUCUGCUGCCCUGAGACAGCCCAUGUCAGCUGGCAACAUGACCCUAUUGCAACUGCUAGACCAGCCCCAGUAUCACAAACCCUUAGUUUGGGAAGUAGUGUCAAAGUGGGAAAGACAUGUCACUUUAUCAGGCACCUUAUUGACUUUUUAACUUCUGUUUUCCUUCUGCUGUGUGACAAUGAGUGGCAUUUACAGCUUGACUCAGUUGUCUACCUUGGAGACAUGUGCCCUUUUGGCAAGCCUUGGUGUGUCCCACGUGGCCUUCAGCUGCUGCACGGUGGUUCUGGAGAUCCUGGGGUACAUCCCGUGAGCCUAUUGCCCCCCAUGGACUUGUUAUGAGAAGGCAGAAUCCCCAUAGGGACCACUUCCAGUCUGCAGGGGGACAGGAACUCUUUCCAUAGACCUAUUGCCUGAAUAAAUCACUGUUUAAAAAAUAAUCCCCCAUAAUAUGAGUUUAAUCCCAGGCUUUUCCACAGACGCUGCAUGAGUCUCACACGCAUUGAUAUGGAAACAAAUUCCGUUCAUAAACCGUCUGCAAUCAAAAACUGUACGGACAAACGCCCCAUUGUUCUCUGGAGAGAUGUCCCAUGUUUGUGCACUGGGUUCCUGGCUCCAGAAUUUGUUCAAGGUCAAAAUAGACAUAACACAUCAGAGUUUCCUCCAGUUUCUGGGGAUUUCUUGCUCUUCCAUCAGAGUCAUUGGUCUGCAUCUUUGUGCAGCUUCUCUGAGGGCACCAAUGCCAGAUCCAGCCCACAGCGAGUACGUUGCCAGCUCAGGUAGGAAAACUUUAGGGUUUUCCUCCCUUGGCAUUUUAAUGAAAGCCCACAAACAUUUUACCAUAGCUACAAAACAUGAUUUCACUGUUUUCAGUCCUCAACACCCUCCUUUGUUAGAACAAAGCAGGUGAGUAACAGCAGUGGAACAAGUUAGUCCACUUGAUAAGCUAAUCUGCAGAUAAGACACUGAAGGACUUAGAUCAGUGCAGGGAGAAAUAAUGAGUACUACCUGAUGAAUAGUAUCAGGAAAUAUUUCCUCUUAAAAUGCCUUGUGGGUUUUCUGCAGCGGCAUCUCUGAUCAGCCUUGCACUUGAAAAUUACGUGCAGGUUCUAGUGGUGACUUGUUUUCUGGGCAGUAAUAACAUGUUCAGCUAAUUAUACAAGUUCCUGUGUCUUGAUUUCCCUCUGAGAGAGCAGCCUGGGCUGCAGUAUGAAGCAGAGGGUGUUUAAGAUGGAUCUAAUCAGAAGAUCUUCUAUUCGAAUCACCUGAGAAGGUCAGUGUCCAGGUGAAGCCUCACACAGAUGAAUCUCUCUCUAGGAACCACCUUUGGUGAGAAACCCUGACAAAUCCUUGCUGGAUACCCACAUAAGUGACAUCAAGUAUAUCACUUGGCUAUAAACUUGCUGCUGUCCUCAGUCCUUUCACACGGCUGUACAGCAAAGUCAUCAGACAAAAUGCCAUCCCUGAUUACUGCAGGUCUCCACUGCCUAUUUCUGCUGGUCACAGCAUGUUGCCAGACAUCACAGGACUCAAGCUUCCGUCCAUUCAUCCACUAUAUAAUUGACAGUGCACUAGGAGAGGAAAUCUUCCAGCCAGAGAUGCACAGGCAGAAGAGAAACAUGCUUACUUUUGAUCUUCCCCCUCUGGAGUACACCGUUGACAUUGAAGUAAGCCUUACGGAUUCAUCUUUUCUGGAGCCGAUCAAAGAGUAUUUUAAAAACCUUAAUCUCCCAGUUUCAGCUAAUAUUUCAAAUGCAGAAAUGACAGUUUCAGACGUCAACGUUACAACAGUCUGUCUGCCCAGUGGUGAGAACAGUAGCUGUUGUUCAUGUGAAAAUGGAUAUGCCUGGCCAAGUGCGGUGUGCAGUGACUUGAUAACCUGCCCUUCCAUCAGCCAAGCACCCAACCUGCCCUGCGGCUAUGUGAAGGAAGCACCUUUCCUUGGACCUUACUGUGAGCCUCAGACUGAAGACUCAUGUGGCAUGGGAGAGCCCAUUGUAGUGAAUAUGUCAGUCAGACUUGACACAGACUUUUGGGAUGAUCUCAGGAAUUCUUCUUCUGAAUUAUACAAAAAAUACAAAGCUGACCUUGAAAAAGCGUUUAAUGCUAGCUACAGAUGUUUACCAGGCUUUGAAUCAGCAACAGUAACUGAUUUCAGGCCUGGAAGUGUUUUUGUGAACUACGAAGUAAAAGCAGGAGCAGCAAGCUUUGAUCAGAUAGCAUAUUCCAACAAAAUUGUACCACAAUUUUUAGAUCCAGCAUAUGGGCUAGACCAAGGUACCUUCACAACAGAAAUAACUAAUGAGACAAACUUUACUGUGAGUCCUGGUGACAUUUUUGAAGGGGAUACAGUAAGGCUGAUUUGUGAGAUAAAUUCAACAUCUCAGGAUGUGACCUGGUAUCACUUCGAUCAGAUCAUCUCAACCGGCUUCCCGUAUUUGAUGGAGAUAAAAGUUACAACGAGAACCUCAAUGUCGAUUCUCAAAAUCAUCAACAUUACAAUGAAGGAUUCUGGUUCCUAUAGGUGCACUUUCACAAACCGCAAUCAGCAUCUCACAGUGAUAUACAACACCAUGAAAACAAUAGCAGUGUCUCCGCUAUACAUCACUCCAAACUUAAAUGACAUUGACGUUACAUGCAACAGCCCUGAAAUGCAGACAAACAGUCCUCUGCUGUCCUGUUGUAUUGACAGACACUUACCAUCACUUACCGGUGACUGGAAAGUAAAUGGAGCAAUCAAUAUUACAGGAGUCUCCAGUUUCAGUGAAAACUGCACUGAAUACAGGCUCGACAUCAAUCAAUCACUAUGUCCACCUGAGAAGUCAGGUACAGUGACGACAUAUACGUGUGAGCUGCAGACGGGACAUGGUGCCAGGAGCACUCAAAACAUCAGAGUGACAUACCUGCGGACAGCCCAUGUAACAAUAUCUCCAAGCAUCAACUCCUCUGUUUCCAAGGGAUAUUCAUUCAAUGUAACGUGCGAAAGUGAUGUGAGCAAUUAUGACAGUAUAAGUUGGAAAAUCCAGUCUGGAAAUAACACCGAAACAGUUGGUUGUGACACAUGCAUCAAGAACAGCAAAUCUCCAGCCACAUCUGUGCUCACAGUGGAGACUGCCACACAGGACUGGAGCGGCACCUACAUCUGCACUUUCUCCCAGAAGUACCUGGAAAGUUCGGCCAAUGUGACAAUUGAUGUUAUUUCCUUGCCUCUGAAGCAGAACAUCCUGAUAGACCCCAUUGCAACAUCUAUACAGUGCAAGGUGCAACAAGCCCUUGAGUGCUGCAUAAGCACUAACAGCGUGGACGAUUACACUGUGACGUUCGUGGUUCAACAAAAUGAAUUUCAAGUUGUGAGGAAGAAAAAGGGAAACUUGUUUUGCUACAUGUACAACUACACAGAAACAGAAUGCAGCAAAGAGAAAGAGCUCACGGCAUAUUGCAGGUUUAUUAACCGCAUUGGGCAGCAAGUCAGCAGUGAAAGUAUAAGACUGCACCUGAUACCUGAUAUGGAAGUUUCCUGCUCAGAUAGCUUUGGCAUUGGAAUAGAAGGAGCCACAUUAAUAAAGCCAUGCCAUGACUUAAAUAAUCCAGAUGGUUUUACCAGAGGCAAUAAAAUUUACAAGUGCUCCAACAAAUCAUGGAAGAUCGAAAGGAACAACUGCCUGUCUGCACCAAUAAACAACCUGCUGACUGGUGCCGAGGCCUUGGUCAACAGUCCUGAUGCAAAAGCAAACCUACCUACAUACCUUGCAGAGCUUAAGGAAAAGACAAAGGAGGAGCAGAACACAAUAAGUAGUUCUCCUGCAAACCUUGGUGCAAUUGUUACCAUCCUGAACAUGGUCUCCUCUAUCCCAGCAGAGGCAGAGGAGUUCACUAUUCAUAAUUUCCUCUCCACAGUGGACUUUAUUGUUUCCGAUUCCACAACUGAAGCUUGGGAAGACCUGAAUAAAGAGGAGACACUCAAAAGUUCCUUGUUACUGCUUUCAGUAGAAAACUUCUCCCUGCACCUCCGAGCAGUUAAUAAUACCAUUCCUUCUGUCUCCUCAAACAGCCUUCAGCUACAAGGUAUGGUUGUCACAGAAAACAGCAACACAGAUUAUAAUAAAAACUUCCGCAGUACAGAAAACCUCACAGCUAAUGUGCUCAUUGAUGAAACUGAAAUUCAGACUCUAACCCAAAAUUCAACCAUUGUCAGUGUGAUGUACUCACGACUUGGACAUAUUUUGCCCCGGAAUGAGCCUGACUACGUGAAUGGCUUAUUGCUAACAACAACUGUGAGCAGCAACAGAAGCCAGAAGUUUGAUAUUAAUAUGACCUUUGCAAAGAAAAACUCAUCUCUGAAGAUGCCCCAGUGUGUCUUUUGGAACUUCACGCUCAACAAAUAUAAAGGGGGCUGGGAUACUCAUGGCUGCACACCCACAGAGGUAGAAGAUUAUGUCAUUUGCUCCUGCAAUCACUUGACAUCAUUCUCCAUUCUGAUGUCACCUGAUAAAUCCUCCCAGGCGGUCUUCGAAGACUAUAUUACCUACAUUGGCCUGGGCAUUUCAAUCUUGAGUUUGGCGGUUUGCAUUAUAAUUGAAUCCUUAGUCUGGAAAUACGUGACAAACAACACAACCUCCUAUAUGCGCCAUGUCUGUAUACUCAACAUAGCUAUAUCACUCCUGAUAGCUGACGUUUGGUUCAUUGUCACCGCCUCCAUCAAUAACCAAAACCAACAGAUGAGCAGAGAUGUCUGUCUUGUGACCACCUUCUUCAUCCAUUUUUUCUACCUGUGUGUCUUCUUCUGGAUGCUCAGCCUGGGCCUCAUGCUUUUCUACAGACUGGUCUUUAUCUUACAUGACACGAGCAAGACCACUCAGAAAGCAGUCGCAUUCUGUCUGGGAUAUGGGUGUCCCUUUGUCAUUGCAGUUGUCACCAUCGCUGUCACACUGCCACGUAACAGUUACACCAGAAAGGAUGUCUGCUGGCUAAACUGGAAGGACAGCAAAGCUCUCUUGGCCUUCGUCAUACCUGCCCUGGUCAUUGUGGCCAUGAAUUUGUUCAUCACUGCAGUUGUUAUAAUAAAAAUACUGAGGCCAACUAUUGGGGAUCGGUCAAGCAGACAGGAGAGGAAGUCUUUGUUUCAAAUUGGCAAAAGUGUGGCCAUCUUGACACCACUACUAGGCCUCACCUGGGGAUUUGGCUUUGCCACCAUCAUCAAAAACAGCCAUCAAGUUUUCCACAUCCUCUUUGCUCUGCUCAAUGCUUUGCAGGGAUUAUUCAUUUUGGUGUUUGGGACUCUCUGGGACAAGAAGAUACAAGAAGCCCUGCUGAAGAGGAAUUCAAUAUCCAAAUGGAGUUCUCAGCAAACAAAGUCAUCUUCCCUGAUCCUGGUGACACCAAUGCUUGCUAUGAGCUAUCCAUUUUCAAGAACCUUUAACAACUUGUGUGGGAAAACAGGAAAAUACAGAGUAUCUUCUUCUGAGCCAUCCAGCUCUUCCUCUGAGAAUACUUCCAAGUCGUAUUCUUUGCUUAACUGAGGCAUUGCAAAUGCUAAAUCACAUAACUCUGAAAGGACCUCUGCUCUUUCCAAGACACACAGAAGAAGUACCUGUGAGUCACCAAGAAGUGGACUGCUUCAUUUUGACUAAACUGUGCCUUGGUGCAUUCUUCUGGAACAAUCAUUUCUGGUUGACACGUAAGGCAGGGAAGCUUUGAGAGGUGGAAUUUUACAGGGGCUGCCAAUCACAGAAGAGAAGACAAGAUGUUUCAAACUUGGAAGGAUUUGAAGGCCUUCAAGUGCCACAAAAGACAUUGGGAGUGAAGAAUUCCCAGCCUUCAAGAGGGUGCUUAGCACUAUGCAGUACUGAGCCAUGAAUUAAUUGCAGUGCUAUACACAGCUGUUGUCCAAUGGCUUUAGUAUUUCUCCUAUCAACUCUCUGAAUGACUCCAAAGGCCUGUGCAGAUACACAAGUACCUCAUAGCUCGUCUCCUGCACUCGUAUUAGAGUGUGGAAAGGCCAUAAGGUAUAGUGCUCUCCACUUUAAGACUUUCUGGAGCCAAAGAUUCACAACUGAGAAGGUUUAUUUCAGAUCUUCACUUUUGACUUAGAUAAAAUGCAGACUGUGAUGAUUCCUGCGUGGUCAUCUUCAAGAUGGAAUGUACUGAAAGCUCCAUGUGGCACUUUGUUGAAGAAAAGGAAGCUUUAUAUCGUUAACUAUAAUUUUUCUUCCCUUGAUAUAUAAUAUGGUAAGACAGAGAUGAUUGCUGCCCUGUACCACAGAGGGUACUGUGUUUAUUUAAUGUAUAGUAGUGUUAAGUAUGCAAGGAGUCUUGUGUAAAGACUCUACGUUUGGGUCUUCUCUCAGAGGAGAAUCACACUUGGAGGGCUCAGAGAGUCAAUUCUGCAGUGAAUAUAGACCAUCAUGUGCCAGGCAGGAUGAAAGGUUUUAUAUAAAUUAUUGCUGUAAUGCUACAUUUGUGGAAUCACUUAUUUCCCCGCCUGUAUACCUUUAAACACAGGACUCCUGUCUUAAGCAGAGGGCUAUGAGAGAGCCUGCAAACUAUUAAUAGCGCACAAAAUGUUACAAAAAUUAAUGUAAAAUAUGAUAGAUGGAAUCAUGAAGAUUUAGAGUUGAGGCCAAUAUUAAAUACCACUGUCGGGAUAUACAGCCUCAUUUGGUUGUUGGGGAAUCAGGCCCAUGUUUACCAGUGGUGAAUCUGUUCUCUGGACUUUGGGAUAACCAAGAUGGGAAACUGUUGCUUAUGGUUACAGGCAUGUGUGACAGCUUGGUAUGGGCAAGUAGUGAUGACUGAAGACAAUAAACAAGCAUCAAUCAAAUAUA